Molecule: messenger RNA, 412 nt
Organism: Cuscuta epithymum
Lineage: Eukaryota; Viridiplantae; Streptophyta; Magnoliopsida; Solanales; Convolvulaceae
Source: the annotation of a GenBank genome assembly
GCUUCAAGUCCGCCGAGAUUGAUCGUCUAUCAAUCUCGCAGCAAGUCACUAGAGCUCAACCUCUGCCCAAACCCUAGAUUCCACAGACAAUGGCACCGAAGAAGGAAAAGGCUCCUCAAACCGCCUCCAAGCCCGCCAAGACCGGUGGUGGCAAGCAGAAAAAGAAGAAGUGGAGCAAGGGAAAGCAAAAGGAGAAGGUGAACAACAUGGUGCUUUUUGACAAGGCUACAUAUGAGAAGCUCUUAUCGGAAGCUCCCAAAUACAAGCUCAUCACACCUUCAGUCCUCUCCGAUCGUUUAAGGAUCAGUGGAUCACUUGCAAGGAGGGCAAUCCAAGAGUUGAUGGAAAGAGGUUUGAUCAGGAUGGUGUCUGCUCACGCCAGCCAGCAGAUAUACACAAGGGCUACAAAUAC